CUGCUGCAAGCAGGAAGUGUCCCAGCUGCGGGCGGAGAUUGCACCAUGGCCCCGGACCCCUGGUUCUCCACAUACGAUUCUACUUGCCAAAUUGCCCAAGAAAUUGCCGAGAAAAUCCAACAACGGAAUCACUGUGAAAGAAGAGGUGAAAAGACACCUAAGCUUACCCUGACCAUCAGAACUUUGUUGAAGAAUCUGAAGGUAAAGAUCGACACUUUGAAGGACUUACUGCUAAGAGCUGUAUCAACACGUCAGAUAACUCAACUGGAGGGGGAUCGGAGACAGAACCUGCUGGAUGACCUUGUCACCCGAGAGCGACUGCUCCUGGCAUCGUUUAGGAACGAGGGUGCGGAGCCAGAUCUGAUCAGGUCCAGCCUGAUGAGCGAAGAAAUGAAGCGAGGAACUCCCAACCCCUGGCUCUGUGAGGAGCCCGAGGAGACCAGAGGUUUGGGUUUCGACGAGAUCCGGCAACAGCAGCAGAAAAUUCUCCAAGAACAGGACGCAGGCCUUGAUGCUCUUUCCUCCAUCAUCAGUCGACAGAAACAAAUGGGCCAGGAAAUCGGGAAUGAGCUGGAUGAGCAGAAUGAGAUCAUCGACGACCUUGCCAACCUUGUGGAGAACACAGAUGAGAAGCUUCGCACAGAAGCCAGGCGGGUGACCCUGGUGGACAGAAAGUCAACUUCCUGUGGUAAGAGAUGGCAUUGCCCCAGCCGCCUGGGGCUGGCUCGUCUUUCCGUGCUCCCUGCUGCUCCCUGCUGCUGCUUACCAUGA
Molecule: messenger RNA, 771 nt
Organism: Onychomys torridus (southern grasshopper mouse)
Lineage: Eukaryota; Metazoa; Chordata; Mammalia; Rodentia; Cricetidae
Gene: Stx8
Product: syntaxin 8
Exons: 7
Coding region: 46-771 (241 amino acids)
Biological process (GO): intracellular protein transport; vesicle fusion
Cellular component (GO): SNARE complex; endomembrane system
Molecular function (GO): SNAP receptor activity; SNARE binding
Source: RefSeq, a predicted model, not a curated record